AUGUUGAAUUGGGAAAUUGAAUUAAACAAACAUAAAAGAGGACAAAAGGCCAGUUUAUUCAAAGCCUGUUUCCGUACGUUCGGACCACGAUAUCAUUGCGUUAUAAGACUGGCAAUACCCGUAGCAUUAGGUCUAUUGGUUCACUAUCUGAGUGAAUGGCAACUAUUGGUAGAGAAAGGAUUAGUGGACAAAAAUGCUCCGUUUGACUGGAACUCGUACAGGGCUUACAUCUAUUACUGUUCGGCAGUCAUAUGUGUUGUGCAAUGCAUUAACGUCUAUGUGGCGCACCCCUACUUCUUCGAGUGCUACCGCAUGGGAAUGGAGUUACGAGUGGCCAAUACUAACCUCAUAUACAAUAAGGCACUCAAAUUGUCAAACAGUGCGAUGAGAAAUACUACUGUGGGAACGAUUGUUAACUUAUUGUCCAAUGAUGUCAAUAGAUUUGAUAUAAGUCUGGUUUACGCCCACUAUCUGGUUGUGGGACCCCUUCAGAUGGUGGUCAUUAUUGGUCUCCUGUGGUGGCAAAUCGGUGUGUCGUGUUUGGCCGGCAUUGCGGUAAUGGUAUUGUAUAUACCGUUUCAGGGAAUUAUGGGUCACUUGUUCUCCAAAAUUAGGAUCAGUUCAUCAAUUUUGACGGACGAUAGGCUACGGCUAAUGAACGAAAUAAUACCCGCAAUGAGAGUCAUCAAAAUGUAUGUCUGGGAGAAACCCUUUGGAAAGUUAGUCCAAAUGGCAAGAGUGCGUGAAAUCAAAGCCAUUCAUAAGGCUAUGGUCUUGAGAUCAAUCAAUUUGUCCAUUUUUUUCAUAUCUUCCAAAUUGAUUACAUUCUUGUGUCUCAUUGUAUUCAUCCUAACCGAUGGCAAACUCACCGCACAGAAUGUCUUCGUCAGCCUUUCACUCAUCAAUCAAUUGCGAGAUGUGAUGACACUCUUCUUCCCGUACGCGCUCUCAUUGGGCGCCGAAUCACUCAUUUCUCUCCAAAGAAUUCAAGAAUUUUUGUUAUCGGAAGAAUAUGUGCCAAAUCAGAAACAAAUUGAAGCCAAUCCAAAUGCAGGCAAUGGUGUGUCUGAGAAAACAAAAACAAUUGACACUUCCGUUGACGACAUCGACGAAGAGUCCAAAUGUAAAAUAUCUGUGCAAAACAUUAGCGCCGAACACACGUCCAAAGACGGAGCCGUAACCCAUAUAUUGAAUAACAUCUCGUUUGACGUAAAUCCCGGAAAAUUGACUGUAAUUAUCGGUUCUGUCGGUUCGGGAAAGACGGCUGUAUUGAUGGCAAUACUCAAAGAGCUAAAGAUAAAAUCGGGUUCAGUGUCUGUGUCGGGAAAGUUGGGUUACGCGAGUCAGGAGUCAUGGAUUUUUGGCGGAACUGUUAAGGAAAACAUAUUAUUUGGCCAAAAGUUUGACGAACGGAAGUACACGCGUGUCGUACACGUGGCCGCACUCGACGAGGAUCUCAAACAACUGCCUGCAGGCGACCAAACAGUGGUCGGCGAUCGGGGCGUCACUCUUAGCGGCGGUCAGAGGGCGCGCGUAAGUCUCGCCCGAACUCUCUAUAGUAAUCCCGACUGUUAUCUGUUGGACGACCCGUUGUCUGCUGUGGACUCGGCUGUGGCUAAACAUAUAUUUGAAAAAUGCAUUAAAGGAUAUUUGUCGAGCAAUUGUGUCAUUUUGGUCACACAUCAGUUGCAGUUCAUUAAAGCUGCCGAUCAGAUAGUGGUGUUGAAUGAGGGCAAGUGUAUAGCACAGGGAGACUACACUCAACUACUCAAAGAA
Medioppia subpectinata is the source of this 1776-nucleotide messenger RNA. NCBI's taxonomy places the organism in Eukaryota, Metazoa, Arthropoda, Arachnida, Sarcoptiformes, Oppiidae. The record is from the annotation of a GenBank genome assembly.